Molecule: messenger RNA, 2108 nt
Organism: Macadamia integrifolia
Lineage: Eukaryota; Viridiplantae; Streptophyta; Magnoliopsida; Proteales; Proteaceae
Product: amino acid transporter ANT1-like
Exons: 1
Coding region: 534-1811 (425 amino acids)
Biological process (GO): amino acid transmembrane transport
Cellular component (GO): vacuolar membrane
Molecular function (GO): amino acid transmembrane transporter activity
Source: RefSeq, a predicted model, not a curated record
GGGAUAAGGGUUAAAGCGUGUACGAUCGAUACGACCAGGUGAUCGCCAUUCUCAAACCGAAACCAGGGCCUGCCCGACAAUGAGGCCGGUUAACUAUCCGCGUCCUCCGUGCUGCUACAGAUCACCAUUCGUUAGUUAGAGAACUGAUUUGUAUUGGAAAAUUGGGAGACAAAUUUGAUACAGGCCAAAAGACGCUGCCCUGGAUCGAAUCUGCGAAUCUUCGAAUCUCAUUGACUGCCAAAACUUGUCACGAUCACCAACAGAGUACAGAACAGAGACCCUUGCGGAAAUGUCGCCUCGUAUCUUUGCUUUCUGAUGUGUCGAUCAAUCAAAGCACAAAUUGAAGACCAUUCAUGGAAACAGUUCAACCCUUUUCAGAUUUUGAAGGGCAAAAUGAAGACCAAUCAUGGAAACAGUUCAACCCUUUUCGGAUUUCGAUGGGUUACUGAGCUGUGUUAGCUUUUGUUAUUAAUUGGGUUUCAAUUUCAAUUCACGUUUGCAGUGCCGAAUCUCAACUUGGGUCUCUGUCAGUGAUGGCGAAGGAAGCAGGAGAGGUUCCUCUUCUUGGAAAUUCUGCUGCAGGGACCUCUUCGUGGGCUCAAACGUUUGGAAACAUCAUAGUUGCCAUCAUCGGCACAGGCGCCUUAGGCCUCCCUUAUGCUUUCAAGGUUGCAGGUUGCCUCGCAGGAGCUCUAGGAGUAACCAUCGCAGGCAUCUCCACUUAUUACUGUAUGCUUCUCGUAGUUCAUUGCAGGAGUAGAUUAGCUUCUACCUCAUCAUCAUCUGGUGAUGAAUGCGAUGAAAUUCAGACAUAUGGGUAUCUGGGUUACAAAGCAUUCGGAAGAUCAGGUCGGUACUUCACCGAAUCCCUCAUAGUAGUCUCGCAAUUCGGAGGUGCUGUAGCUUAUCUUGUCUUCAUAGGUCAGAAUUUGUCAUCUAUAUUCAGAACCCACAACCUCAGCUUCUCUUCGAUUAUAUUCCUUCUUGUCCCAAUCGAAAUUACUCUCUCUUGGAUUCGUUCCCUCUCUGCUCUCGCCCCUUUUAGUAUCUUCGCUGAUAUAUGUAAUAUACUGGCAAUGGCGGUUGUUAUGAAGCAAGACCUCCAACUGUUCGACGGAUUUUCUGAGAGGAAAAUGAUUACAAGCUUUGCAGCGUUUCCAUUCGCCGGGGGCGUUGCUGUGUUUUGUUUUGAGGGUGUUGGUAUGACAUUGGCUUUGGAGAGGUCUAUGAGAGAAAGGAAGAGAUUUCCAUGGGUGCUUGGAAUGGCUUUCUUAGGGAUAACGCUUGUCUAUGUGUUGUUUGGGUUAUUUGGUUAUUUGGCUUAUGGAGAUCAAACCAGAGACAUUAUAACCCUCAAUCUUCCAAAUGAUUGGUCUGCUGCGGCUGUCAAGGUUGGGCUAUGUUUGGGACUGACUUUCACAUUCCCAAUCAUGUUGCACCCUAUCAAUGAGAUCAUAGAGGAAAAGCUGAAACAAAGUGAGUGGUUUCAGAAACUUUGCCAUUACAAUUCAGGCAGAGGAGGAGCAACAGAGAUGUAUUUGGUGUAUAUAAGCAGAGCCCUUGUGGUGUUGGUGGCAGUGAUGCUAGCUUCGAAGGUCCCUAGUUUUGGUGUGUUUGUGUCAUUGGUGGGGAGCACGUUAUGCGCACUGCUCUCCUUCUUCUUGCCGGCAUUGUUUCAUCUCAUCUUCUUUGGGGAUUCUCUGCGUUUGUGGCAGAGGGGUUUGGAUUACUGCAUCUUGGCUUGUGGGUUGGCUUUUGCUGCUUAUGGUACUUACAAUGUUGUAGCCAAGAGAAACUCUACAGGUUCUUAAAAGAUUACUUCUGGUAGUAUUGAAUCAUGUAUCUUUCAUCGCUCUUGUAGACUAGAACGCAUUGGGAAGUUCAAAGAAAAAUCGGAGUUGCAUGUUUCUCUUGUAAGCAGCAUAGACUUUUGAAACCAAUAACCAUGAAGUCUAGUUCAUUCUUUAAUGGCCUUAAGUUUAGGUCCAAUUAAGGCUCAUACAUGGUAAUUAGAGUCUUGUAUUUAGUUGCGGCUUUCUUGUAACUUUUUUAAAUUUCAAAGGGCAUUAUUGUAAUUUUAUUCAAUAACAAGUUUUGGGGUUUAUCUA